Molecule: messenger RNA, 3421 nt
Organism: Castor canadensis (American beaver)
Lineage: Eukaryota; Metazoa; Chordata; Mammalia; Rodentia; Castoridae
Gene: Faap100
Product: FA core complex associated protein 100
Biological process (GO): interstrand cross-link repair
Cellular component (GO): Fanconi anaemia nuclear complex; nucleoplasm
Source: RefSeq, a predicted model, not a curated record
UGGCCGGCCGCCCGCACGAUGGCCGGCGCCGCGCCGCGCGUGCACUACCUCGCUGGCUUCUCCUGCCCGCUCGGGGGCCUGGCGGCGGGCAAGCCCCGCGUACUGUGCCACGAGGCGGAGGUCUUCCUGUCCACCGGGAGCAAGUUCGUCUACGUGUACGACCAGGAGGGCGGGCUGCUGACUGCGGUGUACCAGUUCCCCGACCAGGUGUGGCACCUGCAGCUCCUGGCCGUCCACAGGGCGCUCUACGUUCUGUGCGCCCGGAGGGGCAUCUACUGCCUGGCGCUGAACACACCGAGCAGGUCUGCAAGCCAGGCCCAUGAGGACAAAGAGGACAGAGAGGACGGUGAACUCCCUUCCCCUGUGAUCCCUGUGGACCCAGACACCUGUGUCCUCCCAGAUGCCACACUCUGUGCCUUCACCGUGCUUGGUGAUGUGCUUGUCACUCUGGUGCAGGGUCCCACCCAGUGGAAGAUGCAGCUGUUUGAGCGUCCCUGUCCAGGGGAGGACCCCCGGCCAGGAAGCCUGGUUGGUGAGGUGGAGUUGUCCACCAGCACCCCCCCAUCUGGUGUCCCAGGGAAGCCUGCAGUCCCCUACUUCCUGCCAGUGCUGUGCUGUGUUUCACCGCCAGGCUCCAGGGCACCCCACAGUCACCCCCAGGACUGUGGGGGUGUCAUGCUAGAGGAGGCCCUCUUUGGCCUACUCUUUGGAACUGACGCCACCCUCUUGGAGUCACCUGUGAUCCUCUGUGGUCUCCCUGAUGGCCAGCUCUGCUGUGUGGUCCUGAAGGCCUUGGUCACCUCCAGGUCAGCCCCUGGUGAUCCAAAGGCACUUGUCAAAAUCCUCCAUCACCUGGAGGAGCCUGUUGUCUUCAUUGGGGCCUUGAAGACAGAGCUGCUGACCGAGGAGGCUGCAGGAGGGGUGCUGCCCAGUGAAGAUGAGCACUCCGACUGCCUGGUGGCCCUUGGUCACCAGGGCCGGACACUGGCCAUCAAGGCUAGCUGGAACGAGUCUGGGAAUUUGGUGCCAGAGCUUCGAGAGUACUGCCUCCCAGGACCUGUGCUCUGCGCUGCCUGUGGAGGGGGAGGCCGCAUGUACCACAGCACCCCCUCAGACCUCUGUGUGGUGGACCUGGCUUGGAGAGGCACACCCUUGGACUCCCAGCAGCCUGAUGGGGCCUCAGGAAGCCUGCCCCCCAUGCUAUCCCCAGCUAGCUUGAGCAUCUGCAGUGUCCUCACACUGUCUGUGUCAUCCAGGGAGCCUGCAGGUGGCACCAAGCUCCUGGCCCUGUCUGCUAAAGGCCGCCUGAUGACCUGCAGCCUGGACCUGAACUCUGAGAUGCCUGGUCCUGCCAGAAUGACUGCAGCAAAUGCAGGCCAGAAAAUUAAGGAGCUGCUCUCUGGCAUUGGCGAUGUCUCUGAGAGAGUGUCUUUUCUGAAGAAGGCAGUUGACCAGCGGAACAAAGCCCUGACAAGCCUCAAUGAAGCCAUGAAUGUGAGCUGCGCCCUGCUGUCCAGCCGGGAGGGUCCCCAGCCCAUCUCAUGCACCACCACCACCGCCUGGGGCCGCCAGCAACUGCAAGACAUGCUGAUGGCCACUUGCCUACUGGAGAACAACAGCAGCUUCAGCUUGGACCAGGGCUGGACCUUGUGCAUUCAGGUGCUUACCAGUUCUUCUGCCUUAGCCCUGGACACGGCUGGAUCCACUGUCACCUACACCAUCCCAGUGGACAGGCUCAGCCCUGGCAGCCAGCGGGAGGUGACACUACCCCUGGGCCCUAGUGAGAAUGGUGUGCUGGACCUGCCUGUGACUGUGUCCUGCACGCUCUUCUACAGCCUCAGGGAGGUAGUGGGUGGGGCCCUGGCCCCUUCAGACCCUCUGGAGGACCCCUUUCCGGAGGAGUACCCCGUUGACCUCCUGCCUGAGCAGGAGGGUAUCUGCCUGCCUCUGAGCAAGCACACAGUGGAUAUGCUGCAGUGCCUGCGCUUUCCAGGCCUGGCCUCACCACAUGCACGGGCAUCCUGCCUGCCUGGCCCUGCUAGUGACCCUGUGGACACCUUCCUGGAAACCUGCCGGCCACCAGGCAGCGAGCCAGCUGCCUGCUCCCUGCGCGCCAAGUAUCUACCCCCAUCCUCGGCCUCCAUCAAGGUGUCAGCGGAGCUGCUCAGGGCUGCCCUGGAGGACGGUCACUCAGGUGUUCCCCUGUGCAGUGCCACCCUGCAGUGGCUCCUUGCUGAGAAUGUUGCUGUGGACAUCGUAAGGGCCCAAGCACUGUCGUCCAUCCAAGGAGUGGCCCCAGAUGGUUCUGACAUCCACCUCAUCGUCCGUGAGGUGGCUGUGACGGACCUGAGCCCCGCAGGGCCCAUCCAGGCUGUGGAGAUCCAAGUGGAUAGUUCCUCUCUGGCUGACAUGUGCAGGGCACACCAUGCCAUCGUUGGGCGCAUGCAGACAAUGGUCACAGAGCAAGCUGCCCAGGGAUCCAGCCCGCCUGACCUCCGCAUACAGUAUCUCCGCCAGAUCCAUGCCAACCACGAGGCACUACUGCGUGAAGUCCAGGCCCUGCGCGACCGGCUGUGCACAGAGGACGAAGCCAGCUCCUGUGCCACAGCCCAGAGGCUCCUGCAGGUGUACAAGCAAUUGCGCAACCCCAGCCUCACCCUGCUGUGACCAGCUGCUGGCCAGACUUGUCACUGCUGGGUGCUCUUCCUGCCCGAGCACUGGGGCUCGUCCUGCUCAUCCACCAGAAGUUCUGGACCUCUGAUGGGGAGCAUUGUUGCCCAAGCAGGCUGUAGAGGGUUUCUGGGGUCCAGGCUUAGGGAGAGUUUGGGACUGUGUUGUUGCUGCUGUUCCUUCCACACCCUGGAGCACCUCCUGCCCCUCUGGGGCAGGUGGACGGGUGCUCUCUUCGACCAAAGCACAAAGACCGGGUGAGGGCUCCUGCAGGUGCCAGUGUGCCUGUGACUGGGGCUGCACCCAGCACUGUGUGCUGCUUUCAGGGUCACUCGGGGAAGGGGGAGCGCAGCCCAGGGCAGACCUGUGUCCCAACCCCCUGCCUCCUCCCUCGGCCAGUCACUGCCUGGCUGCUGGUGCUGUUUUCCCUACUGGGGCAGUGGGGCAUGGUCAUGCAUGUAGACUUGGUGGAGCUUUGUGCUCACUUGUGUUGUAAGUGCGUCUUCUACGAGUGCGUGCAGGCACCGAGGUGCUCUGCUAACAGGUGACCCUUUCUACUAACUCCAGGUCUGGGCUGGUUUUUCUUACCCCUCCUGCCCGCACCCUCUCCCCACCUGGGAUGUGGACCCAGGCCCGAUUUCUCCUUGGCCCAAGGGCAGGAGGUCCUGCAGUGGGGAUGCCCCUCAGUAUCUCUGGGAGGGCUGAGACUGCCAGCUCUUCCCACUGUUGCUUCCAGCUUCUCUCUCAGAGC